Messenger RNA from Plodia interpunctella (Indianmeal moth), 3253 nucleotides. RefSeq lists its product as uncharacterized. Lineage: Eukaryota; Metazoa; Arthropoda; Insecta; Lepidoptera; Pyralidae. The coding region runs from base 149 to 3115 and encodes 988 amino acids. The record is from RefSeq and is a predicted model, not a curated record. The transcript is spliced from 4 exons.
UGCAGUCCAUCCAACAGUACUUUGAACAAAGACUAGUGCUUCAAGACAAUAAUUUUGUGAUGCGAUUAACAAAAAUGUGUAUGGAUAGUGAGUCAUAAAAAAUACACUGAAAUUGUUUUGAAGGUCGUUCAGCCGUUCCAUCAUAACAAUGGGUAACGUAAAAUCAAAGAAGUCUCAAAAAGAGAUGGAUAAAUUUUUCGAGAGGGAGAGGCAUAAAGAGAUAAAGAGAGAGGAAAAGAAGCGGAUAAAAGCGAAUCCCUUGAAUAAGAGAAUAGGAAUGGUGGAAGGUCCGGUGAAGCCUGUGGGUUUGACGGCGCCGGCGACCGCGUCUGUGGUGACUGCCACGCCCGCGCUGCGCUCCUACGACGACGAGGCUUUGGACCUGAUGCGGUACCAGCUUCAUUACGAUUCUGAUGCAUUCUUAUUGAAUAAUAUUCUUCUUUCGAUACAGUUCUUCAACAAUUACGAAAGUGAACUGAAUCACAUCAAGAAUAAUCCCAUUGGAGAUCGUGAACACGCUAUUAACGAUGAUAUGGUUCAGCAUCAUAAACACGUGUUCUUUGCCGACCGUCUUCAAGAAUGUGUAUUUGAGCAUGUGCGAUACGAACGAUCUAGAGAGAAGAUUGAACCUCUAGUGGCACCCAAGCUCUUCAUUAUCUAUGACAAUGUAGAAGCGAGUGAGCCUGGUGAUACUUCAGACUACAGUACUGUUCUGGAUGCGCCCUUCUACAAGCUAUGUAUUAAAGAUACUAAAGAACCAGGUUUUGUCAAUUUGCAAAAAUUGGAAAUAUUAAAGAGCAUGAAUAUGAAAGAGCCAGAAGUAAUAGCUCAUGAUAAUGAUGACGAUAGUAUCUACACUGAUUCCGAGAAGGAAUCUGUUGUAUCAGAUGAUAUAUCCGAGUCUACAAAAGGUCAUGAGUUACUGGAAAAAAUUAAAAAGAGAUUGGACGAUACAAAUUCAAAAGAUACAUUUGUAAAAGAAUAUGAUGUUUUCGUUAACAAAGAUACAGAAUUAUUAGGAAGAAGAGCUAGUGGCCCAAUAAAACAAAUGAGCUAUCAAGUACAAAAGAGUAAUAUUUCUCAUCUUAAUGACUUUAGAAAUACAAAUUCGACUUUACUAGAAAACAAAAGUAUGAAUAAAGAACAAAAUGUGAAUUUUGAAGAACAGAAAGAAGUGUUUAACGAAUACGAUAAACCUAGAAAAUCUAUUCUAAAAAACUAUACAAGAAGAUUAAGUGGUCCCGUAAAGGAAAUGAAAAAUACAAAUUUUCUAGUUGAUGUAAUAUCAGAGGAUACUGAAACAUCAGGCUAUAGAUCCAAUACAGGUAGUCGGCAAACAGAAUUAAGUGAAUCAGAAUCUGAUUAUGGAUAUUCAACUAUAACUCAGUCAACAACACCAAAGAAAAUCGAACUUAGUAUGAAGUCGACGUCUUUUAAUUCUGGCGUCCUUCCCGAAGAAUGUUGGACAUCUUUAGAUGUGCGUUUUGACUUUGAUGAUGACAAUGAAGAUGAAGAUGAAUUGCCACCAAACACUGUUCAGACGCAGAACUUAUACGAAACCCAAUACUAUUUAAAUUCUUUGGAGUUUAUGAGGAAUUUUGUAGAUAUUUUUAUAACCAACGUAGGUACUAGUUUAGGAUUAACUCAAGAAUCUAUAAGAAAUGCUUUAACACAAGGUGCUAGUAUUUAUUGUAAUGCUUUGAAAAAUGGACGUGCUUUUGGAUGCGAAAUAUAUCCAGCUAUUGUGGCAGCCUGGCCAAAUUCAGCAAACCAAUUCAUCAUACGAGAGAGAAAAAUUAUUCAAAAUCCUAGAACAAAUUUUAGUUAUCAAUGGCCUACUAAACAAAUGGUUCAUAAGACUAUCGAAUUGGGUUGCUUUCUUAUUCCUGUGGGUUUUAGACCAAAGCGAGGUUUAAAUCAAGAUCAAAAAUUACAAUGGAAAGUAAUAUUUCCGGCUGCAGAGCGUUAUUUAGAAAAAUGUUUAGCUCACUCUCAUGUGCGCUGUUACUUGUUUGCGUUAACUUUACAUAAAACGUUUAUGGAAAACGAGACUUCUAAAGUUGGCAUAGAUGCCAGCCAUUUUAAAAAUCAUUUGUUUUGGCAAUGCGAAGAUAACUUUGCCAAAUGGCCAGAAGAUAGAUUAGGGGAAUCGUUGAGAACAUUUCUACAAACAUUUUAUGUUCGUUUUGGUCAGAGUAGAUUUCCAAAUUACUUUAUGAAUAGCUGUAAUGAGUUUAAAAGUAUCCCAAAACCUCUCUUGCUUAAGCUCCAACGAAAAGUAGCAGAUGUAAUAGAAGCACCAGUGGCCCACAUUUUGUAUGCCCUUAGCAAACUGAAAUACAAUAAACGUGAUUUUUACCCAAAAUUUAAUAUUAACAAACUUUACGAGAUAUUAACCUGUAAGAAUCCUCUUCGAAUUGUUAAUCCUAGUUUGCCAUUACCAGCGCCGAAUUACGAUGAUUCCUCAGAUAGUGAAAGUGAAAACUCAUUUAAUUUUUGGGACAAAGCCAAAAUGUUCGAUAAAAAUUAUCGCUGGAAAAAGGAGAAACAGAGAAGACUCGAAGCUAAAAGAAAAGCCAUGUCCAGUAACAAGCAGAAGGCAGCUACUUCGAGAGAGAAAGAACUCAAUCCUAACUUUAAACUACCUGCAAAAAUGGACGUCGAACGUCGUCGACUAGUCUUGGAACUAUUUAUCCCCCACUUUAUUGCGAUGGCACGCUCCAGUGAAAAAUUCGAAGCCAUUGGACAAGCUAUUAUUUACUUAGAGCAAGCGCAUAGGCUCUGUUUGCUGUUGAUUGACGAGCCGGCUGGUGAUAUCACAGCCAAUGAAUAUCUAGAGGUGAUACGGGAUAAAUUAGCUGAUUGUCAAAGAAAAUUGGCAAAGCAAGGUGGCUAUAAGCUGCCACCCAGGGCAGAAAGUAAUUCGGAGAGACCUAUGCGUAAAGUAGUCCGCAAAAAUCGGCCUCGGUUCGACAGUACAGCAAGCAACUCUCCCAGUGAUAUUCCAGGCAUAUCGCCUUUCACUUUUGCCGAUGUACACGUUGAAGAACAAAAAAAGAAUGGGACUGUCACGUUUAGUGAAAUUCAUAACGAGGUAGAAGAAUCGAAAUUAUAACACUAAUGUAAACUUGGUUAUAUAAUUUUAUUUUUUCGUAAUAAAUAACACAAGAAUCUCUUAUUUAUCUUGUUAUAUUUUUGUAAAUGUGUGUAAAUAAGAAGAUACACUCCACAAAACGUUUCUGUAAAUAAGUUU